UUCAAGAGAGCCCUCGGUUAUAUUAAUAUUUUAUUUUGCAGAGAAACUGGAAGUCUGGCAAGGUUAAUAGCAUCUUUAAAAGAAAAUGUAUUCGGAAGUCCUACAGAAUUGCUGAAAUUAAGUGUUCCAUCUUUAGUGUAUGCUCUCCAAAACAAUAUGGCGUUUGUGGCUCUUAGCAACUUGGAUGCGGCAGUCUACCAGGUGACAUACCAACUGAAGAUCCCUUGUACAGCUUUAUGUACAGUCCUAAUGCUAAACCGCACCCUUAGUAAGUUGCAGUGGUUCUCUGUUUUCAUGCUGUGUGGUGGUGUUACCCUUGUUCAGUGGAAGCCUGCUCAGGCUACGAAAGUACAGGUGGAGCAGAAUCCAUGGCUAGGGUUUGGAGCGAUUGCUGUUGCUGUAUUAUGUUCAGGAUUUGCAG
Balearica regulorum gibbericeps (East African grey crowned-crane) is the source of this 421-nucleotide messenger RNA. NCBI's taxonomy places the organism in Eukaryota, Metazoa, Chordata, Aves, Gruiformes, Gruidae. The record is from RefSeq and is a predicted model, not a curated record.